AAUAUUCAGUGAUUUAUUUAUUUAUUGGGUUGUAGGGUUUUCAAUUAAAGGUUCUGCUGCCAGAUAGAGUGAGAAGCGAGAGAGAUUGAAGAUGGAGUUGAGAAGCGAGAGCGACUGAAAGGGCAAAAUUUUGGGCUUGCUGCAAUUGGCUGCCGCUGCUCGUUCGUCUUUUUUGUAGUAAGAGUCACCAAGAAUUGCUUACUCCUGUGAGGCCCUCAUUUCCAUCGUGCUGAAUUGCUACAUACAUUUUAUCAGGUUUGGUUUCCUUUUCUCUUAUUCAUUCCUUGUAUUUGUUUUGCUUACUCCUUCUUUUAUCCUUGAAUUCAAUUCAUUCUAAAAUUUCUCCAUUCCCAACCGUCCAUUGGAUCGUUAUGCUUUCAAAACAUAUCUCGUACUGCACAAUAAUUGUUGUAGAAAUCCUAACAUUGAUCCUCUUUUAUAUACCAGUAGCCACAUUAAGAAAAAAAAAUGUGAUAUCAUAACACACUAGCUUUGCUCCAACAAAACGAAAGGUGUCAGCUUUAAUGUCCUAACAUUAGCUUCUGGCACAUACUUCUGCAUCUGACAGUUUGCUUUCACAAACAACUGAAAAUGCCAUCCAUUAAGACACUUUAACUUAUUAUUGUGCAACAGUUCACAAUAGUGGAAAGUCACACUCAAUACAUCUCUAAAGUUUUAUAAGCUAUACUUCUUAAUUUUGACAUACUUUCUUUGUAUAAAGACAUUUGUUAACUUUUUUCAAUUUUACAUGAGCAAUGUGGUUUCUGACCUUAAUAUUUUUUUAAUUUCUGGUAAUCCAUCUUGAGUUAUGUUUUUAUAUUUUUUUCGUAACUUGGUUUUCAUCUUCUCCUGAUCACUUAAUCUGCAUCUGAGAAAUGAUAAACAAAAUCAGCACCUCCUGCAAAUAUGAUAAUUGUGUAUUCCCACUCCCAAUUAUUGAUUUAUGAGGAAGAUUGGUUUCAGAAGGAAGUAAAACAAUUUGUUGUUAUACACCAUGCUGAGUGCCUUGCAAUCUUGUCAAGAUCUUUGGAACUUCCAAGUGAAGUGGGAGAGUUCAGCUGAUAAUUGAAGGAUCUCGUGGAAAUGGCAACGUAUUUGUGGAGAAAAUAUGCAGAUUAUGUAUACACAAAAUGGGAAAAGACGCUCCUCUGGGAUAUGGUAGAACCAUUUAGGAGACCAAAAUCGUUUACUCCUCUUGUUACAAUCUACAUAAGUGCAUUUUAUACAGGGGUUAUCGGAGCAGCCAUCACUGAGCAACUCUACAAGGAAAAAUACUGGGAAGAACAUCCUGGGCAAGAAGUGCCUCUAAUGAAACCAAUGUUUUAUGGUGGUCCUUGGAGAGUAAUGAGAGGCGACGUUCCUCCUAUGGGGAAGUUCGAUUUCUAAGCUGCAUUCAGUUGGAUAAUUAUUCGGUAUCCAACAUAAGCUCUAUGAGAAGGAAAGGUACCACCCUAGACUUUUGUUCAACGGCAAAGGUAGUACAACAGCACGCGAUUGUGUGAUAGGUGCACACGACUUCAACUCAGGCCGAUUAUCCACCAAUUCUGGAACUGGUACGUAAUAAAAGAGAGGUACCAUUUUUCUGUAAGUGUUGUGCAUUUAUAUUUGAACUAGCCUCUCUUGUGAAGAUUAUAAUAUAGGUUUCCAAUUUUCUCUA
Messenger RNA from Solanum dulcamara, 1657 nucleotides. RefSeq lists its product as uncharacterized. NCBI's taxonomy places the organism in Eukaryota, Viridiplantae, Streptophyta, Magnoliopsida, Solanales, Solanaceae. The record is from RefSeq and is a predicted model, not a curated record. The transcript has 4 exons. Bases 1084 to 1386 code for a protein of 100 amino acids.